AUGAGGCUAGACGAGUCUCUGCGGCUGGGACGGCGAAUGCUCACAUGGACAACCUCGAGGGAAGCAUUCCCUCGUUUGGAAGAACUCCGAACGGCUAGGCCGAUUUGGACCACGCUCAAGAAGGCUUUGGAGGACUUGGUCCGACUGGCCGAGCUGGAAACGGCGGAAGUACGGCGAGUCUGACUUAAACACUCAUUCAAUGAAUAUGUAGCGGAUUUAGAGCAGAGGAAUUUAUUGCGAAAUUCGUUUCCAUCGUAUUUGAGUUCAAAAUUCUCUGCUGAGCUCAGCAAAUUGCCGCCAUUCGCAUAUGCUGGUUUCGAUCCGACCGCCGAUAGUCUUCAUGUCGGCAACCUUGUGAUUCUCACAAAUUUGCUAAGGGCUUCCAAAUAUGGCAUCCGACCGAUUGUGUUAAUCGGAGGAGCUACGGCGAAAAUCGGCGAUCCCAGCGGACGGCUUUCCGAAAGAGAAGUCAUCGAUGAGAACGAGGUGAUUCGGAACAGCGAAUCAGUAUCCAACCAAAUCAAAUCGAUUUUCAAUCGAGCUUCAACUUCCACAGAGCCGCCGAUAAUGCACAACAACUAUGAGUGGUUCGAAAAUAUGAACAUGAUUGAUUAUUUGCGAAGAUGCAAACGAAUGCAAUUGGCUGAAAUGCUUCGAAUGGGCGCGGUGAAAUCGAGAAUGGAAGCUGGAAUAUCGUUCACUGAAUUCAGCUACCAAACAAUGCAGGCUUUUGAUUGGUUGAUUCUUUCAGAGAAUUAUAAUUGCCUUUUCCAGCUUGGCGGCUCCGAUCAACUCGGCCAUUUGGAUUUCGGUGCUCAUUAUAUCAAACGGCUGACGAACAAGUUCGCCGCUGGGGUCUGUUUGCCGCUUCUCGUUGAUUCUGGAGGCAACAAAUUGGGAAAAUCGGUUGGCGGUGGAUCGUUGUGGCUGGAUGCCGCCAAAACCUCGCCGUUCCAUUUUUAUCAAUAUUUCAAGCAGCUUCAUGAUGAUAAAGCUGAAGAAUUGCUGACGAUGUUGAGCCUUCGCCCGAUUCUGGAGCUCCGUGAGAUUCUCGAAGAGCAUCGGAGCAACUUAGGCAAAUGGGUGGCUCAAAAAGAGCUCGCUUCUGAAGUCACCCGUUUCGUUCACGGCGAUUCUGGCUUAGAUUCUGCUCUGCGGUGUUCCGAAGCUUUGUUCGGAGGAAAAUCAGCGAAUUUGUCGCAGUUGAGCCGCGAUGAGAUACUCCAACUCUUUGGGACUCACUUGGAGUUGAGCAGGUCCGAAGUGCGAACUUAUGGAGAUCUUGCGGAUCGCACGAGAAAUGAUCGGAACAAAGGAAGCGUUUUGAUGCGGAAAGGCUCAUUCUCGGUGAACUCUGUCAAGGUGUUAGAGCCUGAGAAAGAGCUGGAUCAGGUCGGACUCGAAAAUGCUCCGGAUUUGAGCUUGAUUUGUUGGGGGAAGCGGAAAUAUCAAAUUGUUCGAUGGGUUUAA
Caenorhabditis bovis is the source of this 1470-nucleotide messenger RNA. The record is from the annotation of a GenBank genome assembly. NCBI's taxonomy places the organism in Eukaryota, Metazoa, Nematoda, Chromadorea, Rhabditida, Rhabditidae.